Molecule: messenger RNA, 666 nt
Organism: Leptonychotes weddellii (Weddell seal)
Lineage: Eukaryota; Metazoa; Chordata; Mammalia; Carnivora; Phocidae
Gene: FOXL3
Product: forkhead box L3
Biological process (GO): regulation of transcription by RNA polymerase II; cell differentiation; anatomical structure morphogenesis
Molecular function (GO): RNA polymerase II cis-regulatory region sequence-specific DNA binding; DNA-binding transcription factor activity, RNA polymerase II-specific
Source: RefSeq, a predicted model, not a curated record
AUGUUUGACAGCUCACAGUAUCCCUACAAUUGCUUCAAUUACGACGCCGACGACUACCCAGCCGGCAGCUCGGACGAGGAGAAGCGGCUCACGCGGCCCGCAUACAGCUACAUCGCGCUGAUCGCCAUGGCCAUUCAGCAGAGCCCCUCAGGCAGGGUGACCCUGUCCGGCAUCUACGACUUCAUCAUGCGCAAGUUCCCCUACUACCGAGCCAACCAGCGCGCCUGGCAGAACUCCAUCCGCCACAACCUGUCCCUCAACAGCUGCUUUGUCAAGGUGCCUCGGACGGAAGGCCACGAGAAGGGCAAGGGCAACUACUGGACGUUCGCGGGCGGCUGCGAGUCGCUGCUGGACCUCUUCGAGAAUGGCAACUAUCGGCGGCGCCGGCGCCGUGGCCCCAAGCGGCAGGGGGUGGGGGAGGCGAGGGCGGGGGGCGCGGAGGGGCCUCCGGGGCCGCCUGAGCCAGCCCCGCACCGCCAGCCCCCGGCCCCUGUUAGCUGCGCUGCCACGGGGAAGGAGGAGCCCAGGGGCAUCAAGUUCAGCAUUGACUACAUCCUGUCCUCGCCCGACCCUUUUCCAGGGCUCAAGGAUCCCUACGGCCCCCAGGAGGGCAGAAACCCCUGGCUGGAAACCCAGCAAAUGAACCUCCACCUUUGGACAGUAUGA